Messenger RNA from Geodia barretti, 807 nucleotides. Lineage: Eukaryota; Metazoa; Porifera; Demospongiae; Tetractinellida; Geodiidae. The record is from the annotation of a GenBank genome assembly.
AUGCAAGCCGGACAUAUCAUGAGAUACAACCCGGAGACUGGAGAGACAACCCUCUUCCGAUCUCCCAGUGGAAUGUCCAAUGGGAUGGAAUUUGACGCGCAAGGUCGGUUGGUUGUUGCGGAAGGUGCUGACUUCGGAGGACGCAGGAUUACUCGUACGGAUAUGGAAACCGGUAAAAGUGAGAUUAUCGCAGGUUUAUAUAACGGAAAACCCUUUAAUUCACCGAACGAUUUGUCAAUCGAUGAGCAGGGACGCAUCUAUUUUACAGAUCCACGGUACGCCGGACAUGAACCUGUUGAACAACCCAUCUUUGGUGUCUACCGGAUCGAUCCAGAUGGCUCUAUUCAUCUCGUCGUUACGGACGCUGGCAAACCGAAUGGAGUUGCCGUUUCACCUGAUCAACAAACCCUUUACGUUAUCAGUCAUGACAACGGUGCCAUGGGUAGCUUCCCUGAUGAGGUGCCAUUGACUAACGGACGUAUGGCACUGCUCGCUUAUGAUCUCUCACCGGAAGGCACCGCGACUUUCCGAAAAAUCCUCAUUGACUAUGCCCCACAAGACGGACCAGACGGUAUGGUAGUUGAUGCUGAAGGAAAUCUCUUUGUGGCGGUGCGAGAUGAGGCCCGACCCGGAGUCCGCGUCUAUACACCUGAAGGGGAGGAACUGGCGUACGUCAAGACACCCGAUAAACCCACCAACGUCGCCUUCGGACGUGGCAAAACGAGCAAGACGCUCUAUAUAACCGCAGAAAAUUGCCUCUACAGCAUCCAAACGAUGAAAGAGGGGUAUCACCUGCCACAGAAGUAG